This is a messenger RNA of Oryza brachyantha (malo sina), 2053 nucleotides long. RefSeq names its product calmodulin-binding receptor-like cytoplasmic kinase 3. The record is from RefSeq and is a predicted model, not a curated record. NCBI's taxonomy places the organism in Eukaryota, Viridiplantae, Streptophyta, Magnoliopsida, Poales, Poaceae. Gene Ontology annotation, molecular function: protein kinase activity; ATP binding. Gene Ontology annotation, biological process: protein phosphorylation. The coding region runs from base 353 to 1480 and encodes 375 amino acids. The transcript is spliced from 7 exons.
ACACGGUUUCCACCGCAGCGCGCAGCCGCCCACCCAAAGAUCCGAUCAAACCGCGGAGAGAAGACUAUACUUUUUUUUUUGUCCCACGCGAGAACGAUUCUUUUCUUUUUUUUUUUCUUUUCGCUUUACCAUUCCUUCCUGGAAGUUUUCGGCGGGGUGCGGGGAGCGGAAGCAUUCGGCGGCGGCGGAGGCUCUGGCGCUCGAGAGCUUUUUCUCCGAGAGAAAGGAUUAAGUACAAUCAGAUAUGCCCACAAACAAUUUUUGUAAGGCAUGGCAUCCAAAUGAGGCACACCGCACUCCAUUAUUGGCAAACUGAGGUCAGAGCAUUCUGGUGGCCACUACACCUACAGGGAUGUUUCUUGUGUGUUUUGAUGCCCUGUGCCCCUGUUUUGGUUCAAGAAGGAAGGAUGGGAGUGAAGACCCUGUUCUUGGAAGAGAUGCAAAUUCCUUGAAUUCUUCUGAGCUGAGGUCAAUGUCUGAUAGAGUUCCUGCAAGCCCUCUUCGAGUACCUGCAAGUCCAUCUAGAUUUUCAUUGUCUUCAUCACCAAGUAGAAACGAGCCAUUGAACCUCAGUCUUGAACAAGUUAUUAAACUGACACAUAACUUUGCACCAGACCUGAUGAUUGGUGAAGGUUAUUUUGGAAAGGUCUACAGAGCACAGCUGCGAGAUGGCCACAUUGUGGCAAUUAAAAGGGCAAAAAUGGAACAUUUUGCUGCUUUACGUACUGAAUUCAGUAAUGAAAUUGCACUACUAAAGAAAAUUGAACACAGGAGUUUGGUCCAAUUACUUGGUUAUAUCGACAAAAGAAAUGAGCGAAUUGUCAUAACUGAGUACGUUUCAAAUGGCACUCUUAGGGAGCAUUUGGAUGGUCAACGUGGGCUUGUUUUGAGCUUUAGUCAGCGGCUUGAAAUAGCCAUAGAUGUUGCUCAUGGGUUAACUUAUUUGCAUCUGUAUGCAGAGAAGCCCAUAAUACACAGGGACGUGAAGUCAUCAAACAUUUUACUAACUGAAGGCUUCAGGGCCAAAGUGGCUGACUUUGGAUUUGCAAGGACAGGUCCUACAGAGCCAGACCAGUCACAGAUUCAGACUGAUGUGAGAGGCACAGCUGGCUAUGUAGAUCCAGAGUAUCUCAGGACAAACCAUCUGACAGUCAAGAGUGAUGUAUUCUCUUAUGGAGUCUUGCUCCUGGAAAUUCUUUCUGGUCGUCGACCUAUUGAGGUGAGGCGAGGUGCAAGAGAAAGGAUCACUGUGAGAUGGGCUUUUGAGAAAUACAACAGAGGUGAUGUUAAGGAAAUAUUGGAUCCAAUGUUGACUGAAUCAGUAAAUGAGGAUAUACUGAAUAAAAUUUUUGAUGUAGCCUUCCAAUGUGUUGCUCCUACUCGUGCUGACAGGCCAGCAAUGAAAGAAGUUGUAGAGAGGUUGUGGAAGAUAAGAAGGGAUUACGCAAAAACCCAACACAGAGUAGAAUUGGCUAUGUAAACCAUCUGAUCCUGGCUUCUGCUUUUGCUUGACAGAACAUUUGGUGAACUCGACAGUGCCCAGCAAAGAUCCACAAGAACAAUAAGUUCAUUUUUGUGAAUUGGGACAGAUGAAAUUUGUACAGGGUUGCAGGGUUAUUGUAUGCUCUGUACAUCUAUUUGUAUGUGUAGAAGAUCAAUGUGAUGUACAGCGACAUGCCAAUCAAAGUUUUUUCCGAUAUGGCCUUUUUGGCCAACCCAAUGCGUUCAGUAAUUUGUGCCUCAAGGAAGUGGGAAUGGUUUUAUUUUGAAGCCUCUCAGCAGUUCUUCAUACAACUCUUCGUUGUUGUGUAUAUUUUGGACAGUUCUUCAUACAACUCUUCGUUGUUGUGUAUAUUUUGGACAGUUCUUCAUACAACUCUUCGUUGUUGUGUAUAUUUGGCUGGUCCUAGUACUCUAGUAGUACAGCUGAUCUUUUUGUCAUGUUCAGUUUUGCUCAUGAUGUGGGGGUGUUUUUGUCUUGUAAUUACGGCGUUUGGAGUGCUGUAACCAGAUCUUAUAAGGCAAUGGUUGUGCGUUAAUCGCAAUUGUUUAA